AUGGAGAAGAUACAGUUCUACAAGUUUCACAAGAUAAUGACAAUGAAGGGAACUCCGGAACCUAUCACUGAGACAGACUCAGUAAUCUCCCAAGAGGAACGAGAUCAAUGGGAACAAUACUGGACCAUGGACUCUGCUGCGACAGAAGAAUUCCUUGGACCUGAGAAGAAAGCACAAUCCGAAUUAAUUGAGAUAAGAAGGAUCGUGGACCACCUAGACAAAGAACGCUGCAUUACGCAAUUUGGCCACGUGUUCUCGGAAGAUAACCCUGCCGACUGCGGAACAUGA
Cooperia oncophora is the source of this 288-nucleotide messenger RNA. Lineage: Eukaryota; Metazoa; Nematoda; Chromadorea; Rhabditida; Trichostrongylidae. The record is from the annotation of a GenBank genome assembly.